AUGGCGCCUCCCCUUCUGCUCCUCCUCCUCCCUCUCCUCGCCGCCGCCACGCCGCCCGCCUACCGAGACGAGCCUCCGUCCUGCGCCGCCGCGGCCGCGCCGGUGCCUGUGCCGGAGCGACGGGAGGCGCACGGCGGGGGGCGCAUCCUGGACAUCACCCACUACUACCGGGAGGACAUGCCCUCCUGGGAGUCGGACGCCGGGAUCGGCCAGUUCCUGUGGUUGCCCGCCUCCAUGCGCAACGGCUCCCUCGCCAACAACUCCGAGAUGCGGAUGCCCACGCACACCGGCACCCACGUCGACGCCCCCGGCCACGUCUUCCAGCACUACUUCGACGCCGGCUUCGACGUCGACACCCUCGACCUCGACGUCCUCAACGGUCCUUCACUGUUGGUUGAUGUUCCAAGGGAUCAAAAUAUUACUGCUAAAACAAUGGAAUCUCUACAAAUUCCUAAAGGUGUUCAGCGUGUACUAUUUAGAACAUUAAACACUGACAGGCAGCUAAUGUGGAAGAAAGAGUUUGACACAAGUUAUGUGGGCUUUAUGAAGGAUGGUGCCCAAUGGUUGGUAGAUAAUACAGAUAUCAAGCUUAUUGGAAUAGACUAUUUGUCUGUUGCAGCUUUUGAUGACUUGAUCCCUUCACAUUUAGUUCUUCUCAAAAACCGGGAUAUCAUUCUUGUCGAGGGUCUCAAACUGGAGAAUGUCAACCCUGGGCUAUACUCUGUGCAUUGUCUGCCACUUCGGUUGCGUGGAGCUGAAGGUUCGCCGAUCAGAUGCAUCCUUAUAAAGUGAUGAAAUUGUUGUUAUGUCUCCCGCCGCAUCCUUGUUUGGUACAACACAAGCAAUUUGCCUCUCUUGAAAAUCAUGUGAAUAGCUAGCCAAUAUAUGUUGUUUCCUUAUGUUACAGUAGGCUAAAUGCUGAGUACAUAUGCUGUCAUAUCAUCAUGUAUGGGUAAACCAGAUCUGUAAUCCAUUAUUUUGGACACAAGCUCUGAUAUCAUCAUGCUAUAUUAAUAUUUCUCCUAUGUA
Molecule: messenger RNA, 1029 nt
Organism: Lolium rigidum
Lineage: Eukaryota; Viridiplantae; Streptophyta; Magnoliopsida; Poales; Poaceae
Product: cyclase-like protein 3
Exons: 6
Coding region: 1-792 (263 amino acids)
Molecular function (GO): arylformamidase activity
Source: RefSeq, a predicted model, not a curated record